Molecule: messenger RNA, 888 nt
Organism: Cyclocybe aegerita
Lineage: Eukaryota; Fungi; Basidiomycota; Agaricomycetes; Agaricales; Hemipholiotaceae
Source: the annotation of a GenBank genome assembly
AUGUCGAUCCCCAACGCUGAAAUUCUGCUCGCCUUCAAGGCUGGACGCGCCUUCAGGAGAGAAGGCUCCAGCAUUAUUGAACCAAGCCCUACUAAAGGCGCGAUCUAUCUCACCAACGGCGUUGAGGAUGGUCUCUUGCAUUUCAUUUGGAGGAAUCGGGUCACCAAUGAUAUUGAAGAGGAUCUCAUUCUCUUCCCCUUCGAUGCCUCUUUCGUCAAGGUGUCUCAGUCCCCGUCCGGCCGGGUGUAUGUCCUUAAGUUUUCCUCGUCCAACCAAAGGCAUUUCUUUUGGAUGCAGGAUGCUUCAUCAGCCCGCGACGCAGAAUUCGCGGAGAACGUCAACGGGCUGCUGCAAGAUCCCGAGUAUGACAUGAGGUGGAGCGACCCUUCUGCCUCUGCCGCAGGGCCUCAAGCUUCAACGUCAACAACUGCCCAACCAGCGGAAUCUUCAUCGACAGCCGAAUCAACCUCAGGUUUCCAGGCCACCCCAGAACAACUCGCAACCCUUUCGCAGAUGCUCACGUCUAUGUCAGGAAGACGAGGAGCCCCGUCAGCCACACCAGAUCUCUCUCUCAUCGACAUUUUAACACCGGCUAACCUCACUCCACUAUUCAACAGCCACCCAGAGCUCAUCCCGGCGUUGUUCCCUCACCUGCCUCCAGAUCUUCCUGUGCCUCCCUCUGCCGAAGCCCUGCAAAGGAUUAUCCAUUCUCCCCAAUUCAGAGCUGCCGUUGCAAACUUUGACCAAGCCCUGAGGACGGGUAUGCUCGGUGGAUUGGUUCGAACUUUGGGUCUACCUGAAGAGGCUGGAGCCGGUGUCGGUCCUUUCCUGCGAGCCAUUCAGGAGCAAGCCGAUAGAGAAAGGGAAAACAGCAUGGAUACGGAUUAG